AUGAUCGUCUUCGCCCUCGGGCUGGGGAGCUGCCUCUUACUGGUUCACCUUUUCACCACAUAUCUUCGCCUGUCGAGCAUCCCCGGUCCCUUCGCUGCCAAGUUCACGGACUUUUGGAGAUUUCGGUCUCAAAAUGCCAAAGGCCAUACUCAGAGGCUUCUGGCAUUGCAUCAAAAGCACGGCAAGCUCGUACGCAUCGGACCCAACCAUGUUAGCAUCAGCGACCCAGCCGCAGUACCCAUUGUCUACAGCACAAACCCAACCUGGCACAAGGGACCAUCCUACUACGGCGCCAUCCCCGUCAGCAAGAACCGCGCUGUCCCAAGCAUCAUUGGUAUGGGGGAGGCGCAGCACACGGCGGUGCGUAAGUCGGUCGGCCGAGCCUUCACCACGAAUUCUCUUCUCGACUAUGAAGACUCAAUCGAGGCGACUGGACAAGACCUCAUCAAGGUUCUAUCCCGACUUCAGGAAACCGACAUUGGCGAGUGGCUGCAGUUCUUUGCCAUGGACAUGUUGAUCCGGAUUGCUUUCAGCGAUUCCCUUGAGCUGCUGGCUAGUGGUAACGAUAUUGACGGCACACUCGCAGCUGUCAUGGGUCGCUUCGAUCAUUGGGGUCACUGGGGUGCCGUCCCAAGUGCUGACUACCUCUUCAACAAAAGUCGACUUGCUACCAUGCUGAAGGGAGUAGGCGACAGUCCGCUAGCCAGAGUUGCAAACCGCAUGCUCGAGGCUCGCAAGAGAGACACCAACAAGCUUUCUUACAAGGACCUCUGUGCCAAGUUCCUCGAGGGCCAGGCCAAGUACCCCCAGCUGGUCCAGCACGACGAGAUCCUGGGGAUCAUCAUGUCAACUAUCGGAGCCGGCGCUGAUACUACCGCUGGUACCCUUACAUACACUUUGUACUUUCUCUCCAAGCAUCCUGACGUGCGAGAGAAGCUUGUGCAAGAGAUCGAUGAGAACCUCAACGCCGGCAUGCUGUCUCGAAUGCCGAAGUGGGCAGAGGUCAACAGGAUGCCAUACCUCGAUGCAGUGCUCAAAGAGUCUAUGAGACUUCUUCCCAUUGCGUCUUGGGGACUCGAUCGUGUGGUGCCACCAGCUGGAGCCACAAUCGCUGGCGAGUUCAUUCCCGGAGGAACCAUCGUUGGAUGCCAGAUCGAUGCCGUGCAUCAGGACCAGCAUGUCUAUGGCAAGGACUCGGCCACCUUCAGGCCAGAACGAUGGUUAGAAACGGGAGAAGAUCAACGCCGACAGAUGGAUCGGGCGUUUCUCGCAUUCAGUGCUGGCAAGAGGACAUGCACUGGUGUUCAUAUUGCGUGGCUGGAAAUGAAGAAGACGUUGCCACUGUUGUUGAUGAAUUUCGAGGUGAGUACCCAACCAAACACGAUACUUUCAGUGGUCAAGACUAACUUAGGUUCAAGAUGGACCUUGUCAAUCCUUCCCAGGAUGUGA
Fusarium vanettenii 77-13-4 is the source of this 1449-nucleotide messenger RNA. RefSeq lists its product as uncharacterized. Lineage: Eukaryota; Fungi; Ascomycota; Sordariomycetes; Hypocreales; Nectriaceae. Gene Ontology annotation, molecular function: monooxygenase activity; iron ion binding; heme binding. The record is from RefSeq and is a predicted model, not a curated record. The transcript has a single exon. The coding region runs from base 1 to 1449 and encodes 482 amino acids.